This is a messenger RNA of Mesoplodon densirostris (Blainville's beaked whale), 1989 nucleotides long. RefSeq names its product CD93 molecule (gene CD93). Lineage: Eukaryota; Metazoa; Chordata; Mammalia; Artiodactyla; Ziphiidae. The record is from RefSeq and is a predicted model, not a curated record. Gene Ontology annotation, cellular component: external side of plasma membrane; extracellular matrix. Gene Ontology annotation, biological process: cell migration. The transcript has 2 exons. The coding region runs from base 43 to 1989 and encodes 648 amino acids. Gene Ontology annotation, molecular function: extracellular matrix protein binding; calcium ion binding; extracellular matrix binding.
CCGCCGGGCCGUCAGCCUCCCGCCCAGGGGAACACGGAGGCCAUGAUGGCCGGCUCCACCGGCCUGCUGCUGCUGCUGCUGCUGGUCCAGCCCUGGGCGGGGGCCGCCGCUGCCCAGGAGGCCGUGGUCUGCGCGGGAGCUGCCUGCUACACGGCCCACAGGAUCAAGCUGAGUGCGGACGAUGCCCAGCUCCACUGCAGCAAGAAAGGGGGCAACCUGGCCACGGUGAAGAGCGAGGAGGAGGCCCUGCACGUCCAGGGCGCCCUGGCCCAGCUCCUGCCACCGGGGGCGCCCCUGGCAGAGCGCAUGGGCAGGUUCUGGAUUGGGCUCCAGCGAGACAAGGGCAAGUGCCUGGACAGCAACCUGCCCCUGAAGGGCUUCAGCUGGGUGGGCGGCGGGGAGGACACGUCGUAUACCAACUGGCACAAGGAAGCCAAGAACUCUUGCACCUCCAAGCGCUGCGUGUCCCUGAUGCUGGACCUGUCAGUGCCGGCCCUGGCCAGCCGCCUUUCCAAGUGGACCGAGGGUCCGUGUGGGAGCUCCAGGUUUUCUGGGAGCAGCAUCGAGGGCUUUGUGUGCAAGUUCAGCUUCAAAGGCAUGUGCCGGCCGCUGACCCUGGGGGGCCCGGGCCAGGUGAAUUACACCACCCCCUUCCAGGCCACCAGCUCCUCCCUGCAGGCCGUGCCCUUCGCUUCCAUGGCCAACGUGGCCUGUGGGGACGGGGGCGAGAGCUGGCAACAUUACUUCCUGUGCAAGGAGAAGGCCCCCGACGUGUUUGACUGGGACAGCUCGGGGCCCCUCUGUGUCAGCCCCAAGUUCAGCUGCGACUUCAACAACGGAGGCUGCCAGCAGGACUGCUUCGAGGGUGGGGAAGGUUCCUUCCGCUGCGGCUGCCGGCCGGGGUUCCGGCUGCUGGACGACCUGGUCACCUGCACCCCUCGGAACCCUUGCAGCUCCAGCCCGUGUGGAGGGGGCUCCACGUGCGUCCCUGGGCCCCUCGGGAAGGACUUCACGUGCCACUGCCCCCCAGGCUACCGGCUAGACUCAACUCAGCAGGACUGCGUGGACAUGGACGAGUGCCAGGACGCUCCCUGUGCCCAGGAGUGUGUCAACACCCUCGGGGGCUUCCUCUGCGAGUGCUGGGUGGGUUACGAGCCUGGUGGCCCCGGAGAGGGGGCCUGUGUGGAUGUGGACGAGUGUGCCCCCGGGCACUCGCCCUGUGCCCAGGGCUGCACCAACACAGAUGGGUCUUUCUACUGCUCCUGCGAGGAGGGCUACGUCCUGGCCGGGGAGGACGGCACCCGGUGCGUGGAUGUGGACGAGUGUGCGGGCCCGCAGCGCAGCCUCUGUGACAGCCUGUGCUUCAACACGGAGGGGUCCUUCCGCUGUGGCUGCCUGCCAGGCUGGGAGCUCUCCCCCGAUGGGGUCUCCUGCACUGGGGGCCUCACAUCCCUAGGACCACCAUCUGGGCCUCCCCAAGGGGAGGACACAGGAGAUGGAGAGGGGAGGCUCGUGUCUUUUGCCGCAACGUCCAGUCCCACCGGGGACAACUCCGAGGGCACCUCCACGGUGGCGCCCGCCGCCAGGAGACCCUCCCUCCCAGACAGCAUCCCCAUCUCCCUUGCCCCACCUGACAUGCUGGCCCCCAGUGGGUCCCCUGGUGUCUGGAUGGAGGCCAGCACCCAUCACCCCACGGCCACCACUGGCCAUGAGGCUUCCGCAGGUGAGGAUUUCACCGCCAAGCAAAGUGACGAUGGCACGGACGGGCAGAAGCUGCUCCUGUUCUACAUCCUGGGCACUGUGGUGGCCAUCCUGUUCCUGCUGGCUCUGGCUCUGGGGCUCCUGGUCUAUCGCAAGCGCAGAGCCAAGAGGGAGGAGAAGGAGAAGAAGCCGCAGAGUGCAGCGGACAGCUACGACUGGGUCCCUGAGCGAGCCGAGAGCAGGGCAACGGAGAACCCCUACAGUCCGACGCCGGGGACAGACUGUUGA